AUGGAAAUGAGGAAUGGAAUGGAAGGCUAUCACAGUGGGGCAGCUGAUGAGCCACCGUACCUGACUGUUGGGACAGAUGUCAGUGCAAAAUAUAAAGGUGCAUUUUGUGAAGCCAAAAUAAAAAAGGUUAAUAGAAUGGUUAAAUGUAAAGUAAGUAGCUUUAAUUUGAAAUUUUACCCUUACACUAACAACAGGUACAUUGAAACUUCUGCUAGUUGUGCCAUUACUAUAUUUACUGAUGGAUCUAAGUACGAAAAUAAUGUUGGCGCCAGUUUUGUUGUUUACCGCAAUGAAAUAGAAAUUUACUGUGAAUCAUUCCGACUUGGCCCUCUUUGUAGUAUAUUCCAGGCUGAACUUUAUGCUAUUUUGCAGGCGGUUGUUUGGUGUGAACGGGUUAUUAACAAUACUCAAAUCAUGAUAAUAACUGACUCUCUUUCCUCACUUAACGCAAUUAAAAAAUUAUCUGAUCAUCCACUGGCCUUUUAUAUUCAACGUAUAUUAGUUGAUUCUGAUAACGAUUAUUACUUUAAAUGGAUACGCUCACAUAGUGAAGUUCGGGGUAACGAUCGAGCAGAUCAUCUAGCCAAGACAGCUGCUGUUGACCAGAAUAUUGUCGUCAGUUACAACAAGAUCUCUACAAAGGUACUGAAAGAGAUACUUUGUCAAGAUAUGCUUAUGGACUGGCAACGUGAUUGGGAUGAUAACAUAUCUAUUACUAAGCAAUUUUUCCCCAAUAUUUUAAAAUUUUUGCAUAAUACUUGGAUCUUAGUUACUCAUCAUACUGUACAAUUCUACACUGGCCAUGGCCGUUUCAAUUCUUAUCUCAGUCGCUUUACGUCACAUAAUAGCAAACUUUGUCCUGUAUGUGGAAUUAAUGAUAGCAGCUAUCACUAUAUUUUUGAAUGCCCCAUGACUGAAAUUGAAAGGCAUCACUUGCGCACUUUCCUGAAUAGUAAUAAUCGUCCUUGGCCUUGUGAAAUUCAUGACCUCACUUCUGACAAGGAAACUCAUGACCUACUUUUUCAAUUAAUUGAAAAAUAUUUUCAGACUUUAGAUCAACUUCCUCUUACAAAUCCAGAACAUUUUGGUACACCAGNAGAUUUAGAUGAUGACAGUAGUGAUGAUGAAUCUGCUCGACGACAGCAAAAAGUUGUUAGAAGAAAAGAUCGUGAGUCCGAUAUUGGUAAAGUUAUAAUUUAUGAAGUUGGAGAUAAACGUAAAAAAGAUAGUUGGCUUCCUUGUCUUGUUGUUUCACCUUCUUCACAAGAAAAUAUGAAAAUUAGUCAGAAAGAAGAUUAUCUUAUUCGUUCUUUUAAAGAUGGAAAGUUUUAUCAGGUGCCAAAAAAGGAUGUCAAAGAAUUUACUAAAGAUACAGGUUCAAAAACAGAAAGCUCAAACUUAAAAACAGCUAUUGAAAAAGCAGUAUUGUAUCUAGAAAAAGGGGAAUUGCCUUCUAGUUGGGAUAAAGCUCUUCUUAUGGGAUUAAAUGUUCCUUCUGGUGAUGAUGAUAGCCAAGAUUCUGAUUCUGAUACUUCUGAUGAUGAACCUAGUGAAGAAAAGGAUCGAUUUGUAGCUCAGUUGUAUAAAUUUAUGGAUGAAAGAGGUAAUUUAUUAUAUAUCCCAUACUUAGUUGUUCGUACAGAGAGCAAAUCACUGACAGAAAAUGGAGUGAAUAAUGUAACAAAUCAAAAUGCAUGGAAGUCUGUUCAUGUUAAAAUGGGAUUACCACUUGUAAAUUCUUCGAGUAGCAAUCAAAUUAAAUCUGCCUAUAAAAGGUAUUUACAUAGUUUUGAAGACUUUUAUAGAAAAUUAGGUUGUACAAUGGCAAUGACAAUACGUUCAAGUCGUACAAGACAGAGAUCUGAUCGUAAUUUUAUCAUGACAAGAAACAGAAAACAAGACAAUAAAGAAAAGAAUACAGAAGAUAAAUAUAAACUAGAAGAAGAUAAUAACAAAGAUAAAGUAGCUAAAUCAAAUAAUACUAAAGAAGUGGACAGUGAACAGUGCAAAGUUGAUGAUAAAAACAAAUCAAAAGAUGAAAGUAACAGGGUUCGCACAAGAGAAGACAAAAGGAGAGAAAAAGCUGAAAGUCCAGAUAAGAAAGAUGGCAAACAAACUGCUAAAAAUGAAGUCAAAGAUGAUGAUAAAAAUAAGAAGGAAUCAACAAAAGAUAAAAAAGAGAAAAAUGCAAAGGAGAAAAAGGAAGAUAAAACGUGUAAAGAUAAAAAGGAUGAUAAAAUAACAAAUGAACAUGAUAGUAAAGGUGAAGAAGACAAUAAAGGAAAAAAUGAUAAUAAUUCUACUCAAAAGAAACAGUAUAAGAAGAAAAAUCAGCAGCCAAGUGAAAAAUCUCUUUUGGAUAACAAGAAAGACAACUCCGAUGAAGAGAAUGAUGGGAAUGGAGAUGAAGAUGUAGAAAUAGGUGAUCGUGUUAAAGUGAAGUACGGACGUGGCAGAGUUCAUAAAAUAUAUGAGGCUAAAGUUUUAAAGGUAGAUAGAGAGAAUGGCGACAGAAAAUUUUAUGUUCAUUAUACAGGAUGGAAUACUAGGAAAAGGUAUUUACAUAGUUUUGAAGACUUUUAUAGAAAAUUAGGUUGUACAAUGGCAAUGACAAUACGUUCAAGUCGUACAAGACAGAGAUCUGAUCGUAAUUUUAUCAUGACAAGAAACAGAAAACAAGACAAUAAAGAAAAGAAUACAGAAGAUAAAUAUAAACUAGAAGAAGAUAAUAACAAAGAUAAAGUAGCUAAAUCAAAUAAUACUAAAGAAGUGGACAGUGAACAGUGCAAAGUUGAUGAUAAAAACAAAUCAAAAGAUGAAAGUAACAGGGUUCGCACAAGAGAAGACAAAAGGAGAGAAAAAGCUGAAAGUCCAGAUAAGAAAGAUGGCAAACAAACUGCUAAAAAUGAAGUCAAAGAUGAUGAUAAAAAUAAGAAGGAAUCAACAAAAGAUAAAAAAGAGAAAAAUGCAAAGGAGAAAAAGGAAGAUAAAACGUGUAAAGAUAAAAAGGAUGAUAAAAUAACAAAUGAACAUGAUAGUAAAGGUGAAGAAGACAAUAAAGGAAAAAAUGAUAAUAAUUCUACUCAAAAGAAACAGUAUAAGAAGAAAAAUCAGCAGCCAAGUGAAAAAUCUCUUUUGGAUAACAAGAAAGACAACUCCGAUGAAGAGAAUGAUGGGAAUGGAGAUGAAGAUGUAGAAAUAGGUGAUCGUGUUAAAGUGAAGUACGGACGUGGCAGAGUUCAUAAAAUAUAUGAGGCUAAAGUUUUAAAGGUAGAUAGAGAGAAUGGCGACAGAAAAUUUUAUGUUCAUUAUACAGGAUGGAAUACUAGGUAUGAUGAAUGGGUUAAAAAGAAGCGCAUUAUGGAAAAUGUUAGUGAGAAGAAUAUAAAUGGAAAGAAGAAAAAGUUAGCUAAUUCAUUGAAAGGAAUGUCAAAAACGCCAGGAAGAAGGGGACGUCCUCCUAAUUCCGUUAGACUAGCUAACUUAACAGACAGUUCGACUUUACUACGAAAAAAUUCUACAAAUAGUAUGGCAUCUUCGACAUCUAACUCUCGCACAAUGAGAUCAGAUAGGAAUAGUUUAUCAGAAUCACCAUUUGUCAAUGGUUUAGAACCUAGGCGAAGAGCCAGAAGAAAGUCUGGAGUAUCCAUCAAUGUCGAAGCUUCGCCGGAUCUCGACAGUGAUGACCAUGAUAAUUCUGAGUUUGAAAAUUUGAAAAUUGCUACAGAAGAGAAAGUAAAACAACAUACUGAGGAAGAAUCAAAAGAAAAUGAAAAUAAACAAAAUGAAAUUGAUAUACAGAUACCAAAUAUUACAAAUAGCAUGUCAGAAAAUGAAAAUUCUACAGUAGAAAAUUUAGAAGUAAAAGUAUCCGAUUCUUCUGAUAUGGAUCAAGAAGUAAAAGUUAUAUCUGAUGACAAAUGUCAAAUAUUGGAACCAUGCAAGCCACCAGAAUUACCAGAUGAUGAAAUUACAUCCAACAAAAAUGAAUUGGAAGAAAGUGAAGAUGUUUUAAUGAAAUCUGAGUUGACAGACAAUAUUGUUAAGGAAGAACCUGUAAAUACUGAAAACGAUAAAACAGUCUGUGAGAAAAAUAUUUUAAAUAGUGAUAAAGAAAUUUCAGAGACUAAAAUAGAAGAAAAGGAAAAUGCUGUGCCAUUAAAUGAAGAUAUUUGUGAAAGUCAAAUAAAUUUAGAAAAAGAGGAUAAUAAAUAUGAAGAAAACCAAGAACAAAUUAAUGUUGAAGAUAAACAAGACAUUCCAAUACCAGAAAUAGUUCCAGAAAUGCCAGAGAUUAUUAAAGAAAAUAUUGAUUAUAAACCAAUUAAUUUAGAUAUUAAAGAUGAAAAAUGUAUUGAGGGAGAAGAAGAAUUGCCAAAGAUGCUUAAAAAACGAGAACUUGUUGAAAAUGAUGACAUGGAAGUUUUAAUAAAAUGUCCAAAACUAGAAUGCGAAGCACCACAAAAAUUAAAAGUUGCAGAAGUAACAACUGAUGUUUUUCCUAUGAAAAGUGAACUGAAUGUAAAUGAAAGCAAUUACUCAAAAGAUUCAUUGCCUGACAUCUCCGCUGAAUAUAAAGAAGAGAAAACAAUUUCUUUAGAUCCUAUUCCCGAUGAUCUUCCACAUCUUGAAACGAUGAAAUGUAACGAGGAAGAAAUAGAAGUAUACUCGGAAUCUAAAACUGAAAACGAACCUCCGGAAACAAAAAAUAAUCAAAUGUUAACUGAUGAAUCAUUGCAUGAAGAACAGUUGCCUGUAAAAUCAGAAUCAUUUUCUAUGUUAACAAAAAUGUGGGAAAUAGAAACAUCAAAAAUUGAAAGUUCGGAAGUAAAAGAAGAAAUUCCUAAUUUAGAAAAUGUAACAGAAAUACAAAAACCCAGUGAAAUAUUAACACCAAAAAAAGAUGUAAAGAAGAAAAAAUCAAAAGGAUUGAAAUUGGAAAAGAAGUCUUUGCCAAACGAUAGUCAAAGCAAAGAUGAUGGAAAACUUAAAGAAGGGAAGAAUAAGUCAAAAAAGAAAUAUAAAGUUGAGGGUGAAGAUAGUGAAAAGUCAAAAAUUCUUGAAGGAAAAUUAAAGCAGAAAAAAUUUAAAAAGAACAAAACGAAAAAGAAAUUAGAAAAAACAGAUACAAACUGUGAAAGUGAUAUUAAACCAGUGGAGAUCAAAGAAGAGGUAAAUGAAAAAGCAAAAAAGGAGAAGAAGAAAAAAGACGAUAAAAAAUCAAAAAUAGAAUCAAAACCUGACACUGAUGGCAAAAAUAUCGAUAAUCUUAAAAAAGAGAAGAAGAAAGGUAAAAAGAAUAAAGAAAAGGUAUGUGCUGAGAAGAAAAAUGAAAAUAAUUUGGAAAAAAAAUGUAAAAAAAAGAAAAAAUUACAUAAUGAAUUAGAAAUAAUUGAAACCGAUUCCGAAAAAGAAGCAGGUCUAAAAAUAGACCCUGAUAAAAUUAAAUUGAAAAAAGGAAAGAAAAAGAAAAAAUCAAAAGAUAAUUUAUUAGAUGAUUUAAGUGAUUUAAAAUUUCCAAAAGAUAUUCAUAAAAAACAGGAGAAGAAACUCAAAGUGGAAGUUCCGGAAAAUAAUACUCUAGCCCAAGAAUUGGUUCCGAUGCCAAAAUUUGAUAAUGAAACAGAACAAGAUAUUGCAUUUUUAUUAUGUGAAGAGAAGGUACCAGCCAGUCCAGUUGGAAAUGAAGAAGUGCCAUUACCUACUUCAUCCCAUAUCUCUCAAAUUGAAGAUCUUGUUGCAAACAGUACACCUGCGGCACUAGCAGCAUCAGAAGUUUUAGCAACUAUAUCCGAGUCGGUCAGUAAUGGUGCCCUAACUUAUCCCAAAGGAAUUAAUCAUAUGUUAGUAACUGAAGCAGCUAACAGACACGAGUCAGAAGUGGCAGCUGUUUUAGAUAACACCCCACCUAAUACUCCUGACAGCACAGAAUUAGCAUUGUAUAGUUCUCCCAUUCAAGAAAACUAUUCCUUACAUGAUGGGGAAAGUACUCGUUCCGGCAGAGAUUCUGCAGACGGAGAUUCAGACAGUUUGCAUAUUGAUACUGCAAAAUUAGACGUUGCCGAGAGUGAAGACUCUUUAGUGUUUCCUUCCUUGUCAAAUUCAUCUUUGCAUACAGAAAAAAAUAACCAAGUAAACAUCAAAUCUGGAAGCACAAAUAAACGACAUCGAAACGAAUUAGAUGAGAUAUCACCUAGUAAACGUAAGAAAAAAAGUAAUAAGAGGUUAUCAUCAAGCGACAUGAAAUCAAAUGUGAAUAGAAAAAUGCCUUUUAGCAAGUGUUUAAAAGGUGAUAUGCAAAUUAAUGAAAAUAACACUUCAGAUUAUAGAAAUAGCAUCUUUUCAUCUCAUACGGUUUCUUCAUCCGGUACUUCAAAUGAAGCAUCUCUUUCUCGUCCAUCAAAAUUUAAUUUUGAUGUCCAUCUAGAUGAAUCAAUGGAUUCUGAUAAAAGAAUAGCUAUUUUGCAAGAAAAGCUAUUACAAAUAAAAAAAGUGUAUCUAACAUUGAAAGCAGAAGUUGCACUUAUUGAUAGAAGGCGAAAGAAAGCUAAAAGAAAAGAAAAGGAAGCAGCAGCACAAUCUUCAAAUUCUGUUUCACAACUGAUGGAAGUCCAGUGCUCUUCAUAACAUAGGGAUUACUGGAUGCAGCUUUGACUAAUGAUCAUCACUCGAAUUGUAUAUAUCAUUAUGUAUUUAAAACAGGGAUUCAAAUGUGUACAGAGCAAUACUGGUUUACUUGCUGCUAGCUAUAUUAAAAAUAUGUAAAGCUGCUUGGCAGAGUAGUGUAUUUUAUAUACUUUUAUAUCCAAUAUUUGUGUCAUCCCAUUUGUUGUAAAAAAUUCCAUAUUUGGGAUUUUAUUUAUUUAUAAAGACAAAAGCUUAUAUAUAUAUAUACAUACAUUUAGAUAUACUGUAUCUAUGUAUAUAUAUAUAUACUUGCACAGUAUUAUAUCAUUACAGUUGCACAGUUAAAAAAAAUCAUUUAUGCUUAUAUGUUUUGUGUAAAAAUUGUGAUUGAAUUGCUAAGUCAUCAUGAAGAAGAAACAUUGUACUCGACAAACUUUGGUGUGCGUGUAAAAAGAGAAUUAUAUUUUCAUUCCUUCCAUCGUCCAGAUUUUGCCGAGAAAAUGAAAUUUAUUUUACAAAACGUAUUUAUCAUUGUGAUCAGUUGUUUUCAAAAUUUGUUUAUUUACUAUCUGUUGUUUGAAUCUCUUUUGUCUUAAAAUUCAUUCAAGAUAAAAAAUUUAUAUAUAUAUUUGCAUAUAUUUUUUUUCUUGUUUUGAAAAGUGAUAUUAAUUAAAUAAAUUAAGUACCACAUUGUAUCAUCGUAGACUUACAGAAAUUUAAAGCUGUCAUGAUUUACACUUCUUGACCAAGAGGAUAAAAUUAAAUUUUAGCAAAGAUUUUAAAACACAGCAGAGCUUCCUAUUUAAUAUGAAUUUUGGUAUGACAUUUGUAUAAUAGUAAUAAUAAAUUAUAAGGAAAAAAAAGGAGAAAAAUUGUAUUUAACAGAACACAAAACAGUACUAAUAGUCAGAAUUUGCUAGUCUACUUAUAUUAUGUAUCUAAAUUGCUGUUGGAAGUUAAUGAGAAGAGUGCCUUGUAAGUUUACUUAUCUGAUGUACCAUACGCAGUUUUCUGAGGAAUUUAAAUACUAACGGAUGACGACCACGCUUCCAGAGACCCAUUUCUCCUAACCGACAGAAUCUCAACUUCCAUAAUAGCAAAACCAAUCAUUUACUUCCCCCAUUUAAAGUAGUAUGUAUGUUUUUAUUGUUUUAUAAAAUGUGAUAUGUUGAUUUAUAAUCGUGAAGCAUUUGUUACAUAUAAAUUAUCUUGCUAUUGUUAAAUUAACGGAAUAGAUGACGGUUUCCUUCCGGAAUGCAUUUGCCAUCGGGAAGAGAAAUCUCUUGCCAUAUUAUGUUUAUCUAAAAAUGUUUAUUUUAUUGUGUGAAGUAAUUCUGUCAGAUUUUUUACUUAAAGGCAUUUUUUCAUUUAUCAUCAUUACAAGUUGUUAUAGCUUGUAUGAAUUCUUGUACUUGGAUGUAAUUAAGUUAGAGAUGU
Molecule: messenger RNA, 8064 nt
Organism: Centruroides sculpturatus (bark scorpion)
Lineage: Eukaryota; Metazoa; Arthropoda; Arachnida; Scorpiones; Buthidae
Product: AT-rich interactive domain-containing protein 4B-like
Exons: 24
Coding region: 1-6627 (2208 amino acids)
Biological process (GO): regulation of transcription by RNA polymerase II
Cellular component (GO): nucleus
Molecular function (GO): transcription cis-regulatory region binding; RNA-DNA hybrid ribonuclease activity
Source: RefSeq, a predicted model, not a curated record